Felis catus (domestic cat) is the source of this 5181-nucleotide messenger RNA. RefSeq names its product protein eyes shut homolog. NCBI's taxonomy places the organism in Eukaryota, Metazoa, Chordata, Mammalia, Carnivora, Felidae. Bases 793 to 4827 code for a protein of 1344 amino acids. The record is from RefSeq and is a predicted model, not a curated record. The transcript has 22 exons. Gene Ontology annotation, molecular function: calcium ion binding.
UAGCCUCUGAAUAUACUACCCUAUAGGGCAAAGGGGACUUUGCUAAUAUAAUUAAGGAUCCAGAGAUGGGAGUGUCUCCUGGAUAAUCCAGGUGGGCCCAAUGUAAUCACAAAGAUCUUUACAAAAGAGAAGCAGGUGGGUAUAGAGUGAGAUUGGGGAUGUGAUGAUAGAAACGAAGGUCGGAAAUAGAUUUGAAAAUAUCACGUUACUAGUUUUGAACACGGAAGAAGUCAAGGAACGUUGGUGGCCUCCAGAAUCUGGAAAAGGCAAGGAAACAGAUUCUGUCCUAGAGCCUCCUGGAAAAACCCUGUGCUCUGCUGACACAUUGACUUAACUCUAGUGGGACCUAUUCCAGACUUCAGACCUCCAGAACGAUGUAUUCCUGGAUUUUCUGGAAAAUUUUGUAAAAUUAAUAUAAAUGAAUGUUCUUCAUCACCAUGUCUAAAUGGUGCAAACUGUGGCGAUCACAUCAAUGGAUAUAUUUGCAAACGUCAACAAGGGUGGUCAGGACAUCACUGUGAUAAUGGACUUGAGGAGUGCAUUUCCAAAUUGUGUGUGCAUGGAAUACGCAUAGAAAAUGAACCUGACUUUGGCUCAGAAUGUUUAUGCAUAUCUGGAUUUGUGGCCUGCUCCACUGGGCUUUUUUGUGGUGCUGAAAUAAGCAGAAUUACCUGUUUACCUCUUGUCUCUCAAAGAACGGAUGUCAUUUCUACACAAACAUAUACAGUAUCUGCUUCUGACACUCCAAUCAGUAGCUUUCCAUCAGCAAGGGCUACAAGACUGUGGACCAUCAUGAAUACUAACCCAGAUGAUCCAGAUUGGACAUAUUAUACAGAUUAUCUGACCUUAACAUCUGAUUUAAAAGAAGAGCUUACAACUUCUUCAGAGUGGCCCAAAUGGGAACUUCAGCCUAGUGUGCAUGAUUGGGAAUCUUCUGCUGCAAGCCAGAGGCUUUCCAUCACUAGAUCGCUUACUUUGUCUUCACUGGAGUUCAUUCCAACACCUCUUCAGCUGACGAUUUCUGACUCCACAGAUUUCAGAUGUAUUUGUUAUUAUGGAGAUUCCUAUCUAGAAUUUCGGAAUGUGUUGUUAAGUCCACAAAGUAACGUAUCACUAGAAUUUCAUACCUUCAACUCCUAUGGACUCCUGCUCUAUAUCAAGCAAGACUCAAAUUCAGUUGAUGAGUUUUUUAUUCAAUUAUUUAUUGAAAAUGGUACUUUAAAGUACCACUUUUUCUGUGCUGGUGAAGCAAAAUUGAAAAGCAUUAACACUACCAUUAAAGUGGAUGAUGGACAAAAGUAUACACUGUUUAUCAGGCAAGACUUUGAUCCAUGUAGAGCUGAACUGACUAUUUUAGGAAGGACUAUGAAAACAAGUGAAUCUAUCAAUCACAUAUUUGGAAAACCCUUGCCAGAAUCAGGAUCUGUCUUUAUUGGUGGUUUUCCAUAUCUUCGUGGAACAAACCAGAUUUCUGGGCCAUUGGAGAAUUUUACUGGUUGCAUAGAAGUUAUGGAAAUCAAUAACUGGGAAUCUUUCAUUCCAUCCAAGGCAGUGAAAAAAAUUCACGUUGAAAAUUGCAGAUCCCAGGAUUCCACUCUGUCUACAGUGUCUUCUGUUGCUCCUUCUAGUGCAACAGAAGGGGUUGACGCCACAUGGACCUCCCUCAGCACCCCUCCUGUAGCGCCACCCGUGUGCCAGGAGGACCUGUGUUACAAUGGAGGCACUUGUCAUCCUGUCUCCCUCUCCAGCGGUACCUUCUCAUUCCACUGUGACUGUCCGCUACAUUUUACUGGCCGUUUCUGUGAACAAGGUGCAGGUUUACUUUUUCCAUCUUUCAGUGGGAAUUCCUAUCUAGAAUUACCUUUUUUUAUAACCCUGGAUGAGUUCACAUGUGUUCCAGGGAAAGAACAUAAGAGAACUGUUACCAUCUACUUGACUAUAAAAACAAACACUUUGAAUGGAACUAUUCUCUACAGUAGUGAGAAAAAUUCCGGACAACAGUUUCUUCAUUUAUUUCUCAUGGAUGGAAGGCCCACAGUUAAAUAUGGAUGCGGAAGUUCUCACAAUAUCUUGACUCUUUCUGCUAAUUAUAGCAUUAACACAAAUGCAUUCAUCCCUAUCACAAUACGCUACACAAUCCCUGUGGGCAGCUCUCAGAGUGUGUGUAUGAUUGAAGUGACUGCAGAUGGAAAACCUCCAAUACUGAAGAAAGACACAGAGAUAUCCCAUGUGUCUCAGGUGCAUUUUGAAUCAAUGUACCUUGGCCAUAUCCCAGAAGAUGUUAAGAUCCAUAAGAAUGCAGGUCACAUUUACGGGUUCAAUGGCUGCAUUCAAGAGCUUCAAGUAAACAACAAAGAAUUCUUCAUCAUUGAUGAAGCACUACGUGGAAAGAACAUUGAGAACUGCCAUGUCCCAUGGUGUGCUCGUCAUCUAUGCCACAACAAUGGCACCUGCAUCAGUGACAGUGAAAACUGGUUUUGUGAGUGUCCAAGGCUGUACUCAGGCAGGAUGUGCCAGUUUGCAACCUGUGAAAACAGUCCAUGUGGAAACGGUGCCACCUGUGUUCCUAAAUCCAGGACAGAUUCCCUCUGCCUCUGCCCUUAUGGGAGGUCUGGGCUCCUCUGCACGGAAGCUGUUAAUAUUACUCAGCCCAGGUUCAGUGGCACAGAUGCCUUUGGAUACACUUCAUUCCUGGCUUAUUCACGGAUCCCAGACAUCGGCUUCGAUUAUGAAUUCCACUUGAAGUUUCAGCUGGCAAAUAAUCACUCAGCACUGCAAAAUAACUUAAUAUUUUUCACUGGACAGAAGGGCCAUGGGUUGGACAGCGAUGACUUCCUGGCCGUGGGUCUGCGUGAGGGCAGUGUGGUUUACACCUACAACCUGGGAGCGGGCACAGCAAGUAUCAGCAGUGAUCCCCUCGAUCUGAGCCUUGGCAUCCACACAGUCCGUCUGGGGAGGUUCUUCCAGAUGGGCUGGCUGAAGGUAGAUGAUCAUAAAAAUAAGUCCAUCGUCUCCCCAGGAAGACUGGUUGGUCUCAAUGUCGUCAGUCAGUUUUAUGUAGGUGGCUACAGUGAAUACAUACCAGAUCUCUUACCCCAUGGAGCCGAUUUUAAAAAUGGCUUUCAAGGUUGCAUUUUCACUAUUCAAGUUCGCACUGAGAAGAAUGGUCACUUCAGAAGCCUGGGAAAUCCUGAGGGCCACCCAGAUGCUGGGCGCAGCGUUAGCCAGUGUGACGUUUCUCCUUGCAGUUUAAUGAAAUGCAGCAAUGGUGGGACAUGUGUGAAGAGUGCAUCCACUGUCCACUGUGACUGCCUCCCUGGGUGGAAAGGAGAACUCUGCACGGAGACAGUUUCCACCUGUGACCCUGAACAUGACCCUCCACACCACUGUAGCAAAGGAGCAACUUGUGUUUCAUUGCCUCAUGGGUAUACCUGUUCCUGUCCUCUGGGAACCACUGGAAUCCACUGUGAACAAGCUUUAUCUAUAAGUGAUCCAUCUUUCAGAAGCCAUGAAUUAUCCUGGAUGUCUUUUGCUUCCUUCCGUAUUCAGAAAAAGACACAUAUUCAGUUGCAGUUUCAGCCUCUUUCUGCAGAUGGCAUCUUAUUUUAUGUUGCACAGCACUUAAAAGCACAAUCAGGUGAUUUUUUAUGUAUCUCCUUAGUAAAUGGUUCUGUUCAACUUCGCUACAACCUCGGUGACAGAACUAUCAUUCUAGAAACGCUCCAAAAAGUGACUACUAAUGGAAGUAUUUGGCAUGUGAUUAAAGCAGGAAGAGUUGGUGCGGAAGGCUACCUGGAUCUGGAUGGGAUAAAUGUAACAGAAAAAGCCAAUGCAAAAAUGAGCUCCCUGGACACAAAUACUGACUUCUAUGUUGGAGGAAUGCCAUCUUUAAAUCUUGUAAAUCCUAUGUCAAUAGCAAAUGAACCUGCAGGUUUUCAGGGCUGUGUCCGAGAAGUUAUUAUAAAUAAUCAGGAGUUAAAAUUAACUGAAUUAGGAGCAAAAAGCGGAGCAAAUGUAGGUGACUGUGAUGGGACCCCCUGUGGGUACAAGGUGUGCAGAAAUAGGGGUGAAUGUAUAGUAAAUGGCACAACUUUUUCUUGCAAAUGUUUGCCACAUUGGACUGGAAAUACAUGUAACCAGUCUGUGCACUGUUCAAAUAAUCUUUGUCUCCACCAAUCUCUAUGUAUACCCGACCAAUCAUUUUCUUACAAUUGUUUCUGUGCUUUGGGUUGGGUGGGAAAGUAUUGUGAAAACAAAACUUCAUUUUCAACUGCAAAAUUUAUGGGUAAUUCUUAUAUUAAAUACAUUGAUCCAGAUUACAGAAUGAGAAACCUUCAGUUCACUACUAUAUCCUUAAAUUUCAGUACUACUGAAACAGAAGGCUUAAUUGUAUGGAUAGGAAAAGCUCAAAAGGAAGAAAAUGAUUUUCUGGCAAUUGGUCUCCAUAAUCAGUCCUUGAAAAUAGCAGUUAACUUAGGAAAAAGCGUAUCUGUGCCUAUGAUCUAUAGCAAUGGCACAUUCUUUUGUAAUAAAUGGCACCAUGUAAGUGUAAUUCAAAAUCAGACUGUUAUUAAGGCCUACCUAGAUAACAACCUAAUUCUCUCGGAGGAUAUUGAUCCAGACAAAAAAUUUGUUGAUUUAAACUAUGAUGGCAUUAGUUAUCUAGGGGGCUUUGAAUAUGGCCGAAAGGUAAAUACUGUUACUCAAGAGAUUUUUAAAAGAGAUUUUGUUGGCAAAAUUAAAGAUGUAUUUUUUCAGGACUCAAAAAAAAUUGAGUUAAUUAAAUCAGAAGGAUAUAAUGUUUUUAAUGGAGAUGAACAAAAUUAAUGACAUAAAUACUGGUAAUUUUGAUAUACAAAAUAUAUAUGUAAAUGUAUUUUGAUAGCUAUUUGCGGCACAUUGUUUACUAGAAAUCAGCUAUUUACUAUUAACUGAAAUAGUCUAAAUGCUAACAUACCUUAUUUGUAAGCUUAUAAAAUAUAGCUAAAGAAAUGAUUUUGGUUGGUUUUCCUACAUCCAAUAUCUAUAAACAUGUUGAUUCGAAAGUUUUCACUCCAUUAGUUCAUGUAGUGUUUAUUCAUCUGUGAAUUGGUUUUAAAUGAUAAAGAAAAAUAAAAUAAAAAGCAAAUUAUUAACCAAAGGAAAAAUAAAAAUUAUGUAAGAAAAAGCUACACAAUCAUA